Messenger RNA from Trichomycterus rosablanca, 4074 nucleotides. It is a transcript of the gene fbxl2, whose product is annotated as F-box and leucine-rich repeat protein 2. Gene Ontology annotation, biological process: SCF-dependent proteasomal ubiquitin-dependent protein catabolic process. Gene Ontology annotation, molecular function: protein binding. Bases 437 to 1735 code for a protein of 432 amino acids. The record is from RefSeq and is a predicted model, not a curated record. Gene Ontology annotation, cellular component: SCF ubiquitin ligase complex. The transcript is spliced from 14 exons. Lineage: Eukaryota; Metazoa; Chordata; Actinopteri; Siluriformes; Trichomycteridae.
GUAAGCGCAGGCGUGCACAGCUGCAGUUCUCCUAGCGAAGCUCUCAGCUCGGACUGUAAACCUGCGUGUUAUUUUGUUAGUGUUCGAACAUUAAUCCCGCACUGCAGACACUGCCGAGGAAUUUGGAAGCGAGCGGGCGGAAAUGUAGUCAGGCCAGCAGCUCGUGAGGCGGAAGUGAGGUUAGAGCGCAGUUAGCAGCUGUAGCAGCAGACUGCUCCGUCCAUGUUAUUAUUGUUAUUUUGACUGGCAUGGUUGGCGGUGGAAGGCGCGGACGGCGGGCAGCCCCGGACUCCUCCGCUUACCGACACACGCACCAUCGGCUAGUGGGCCAGGCGGACACGCGUUUCUCUGAAUCUGCCCAGGAGCACACAGAGCAGUAAGAAACCCGAGACGUCUCGCCUACGCUCUCAGUGUUAUUGUUGACAAGGCGGCGGAGAUGAACGGCAUCACCAAGGGCAGAUUCGAGGUAUUCUCAAACAGUGAUGAAGCACCAAUCAAUAAAAAGCUUCCCAAAGAGCUUUUGCUUAGGAUUUUCUCCUAUCUUGAUGUGGUUACACUAUGUAGGUGUGCUCAGGUCUCCAAGGCAUGGAAUGUUCUAGCCCUAGAUGGAAGCAACUGGCAGAAGAUCGAUCUUUUCAACUUUCAGACUGAUAUUGAGGGACGUGUGGUGGAGAACAUUUCAAAAAGAUGUGGUGGCUUUUUAAGGCAGCUGAGUCUGAGAGGAUGUCUCAGCGUGGGCGACGCCUCCAUGAAGACUUUUGCUCAGAACUGUCGUAACAUAGAGCAUCUGAACCUAAAUGGCUGCACUAAGAUUACAGAUUCAACCUGCAUCAGCCUCAGCAAGUUCUGCUCCAAACUCCGCCACCUCGACCUUACGUCAUGCGUGUCCAUCACCAACCAUGCACUUAAAUCCUUAAGUGAGGGCUGUCGCAUGUUGGAGAAUGUCAACCUGUCCUGGUGUGAUCAGAUCACACGCGAUGGCAUUGAGGCACUUAGUCGUGGAUGCACUGGCCUCAAAGCACUGUUCCUCAGAGGCUGCACACAGCUGGAUGAUACUGCACUGAAACAUAUUCAGAAGCAUUGCCUGGAGCUUGUGACAAUCAACAUGCAAUCCUGCACACAGAUAACAGACGAUGGCUUUGUGAGUUUAUGUCGAGGCUGUCACAAGCUUCAGAUGGUCUGCAUGUCUGGCUGCAGCAACAUUACUGACGCUUCUCUAACAGCACUCGGCCACAACUGCCAAAGGCUAAAAAUUCUGGAAGCUGCCCGAUGCUCUCAUGUGACUGAUGCUGGUUUUACUGUUCUGGCAAGGAAUUGCCAUGAAUUGGAAAAAAUGGAUUUAGAAGAAUGUAUUUUGGUGACUGAUAACACAUUGGUUCAGCUUUCAAUCCACUGCCCUCGGCUUCAGGCUCUGAGCCUGUCGCAUUGUGAGCUGAUAACAGAUGAUGGCAUCAGACACCUGAGCAGCAGUGUGUGUGGUCAGGAGCGGCUGCAGGUGAUCGAACUGGAUAAUUGCCCACUGAUCACUGACAUUACUCUGGAACACUUGAAGAGCUGCCAACGCCUUGAGCGCAUUGAGCUCUAUGACUGCCAGCAAGUCACUCGUGCGGGCAUCAAACGCAUUCGUGCUCAUCUCCCUGAUAUUAAGGUCCAUGCCUACUUUGCCCCAGUCACACCUCCUCCCUCAGUGCAUGGAGGGGGUCAGCGUCUUUGCCGCUGCUGUGUCAUACUCUGACAGUGGAAAGGAGCUCUAAAGCUUGCCAUUGAGAGUCAAUCUGUCAGUCAAACUCUAAACUCCACCCUGCACCUGCUGGCCACCACUGCUUAACCCCGCUCAAGACUGUGGCUGCGGGAUGCACGGCUGGAUCGCUGAGUGUUUGCCUGGCAGCAGGAUGGAGCUGCACAAGUGACAUCUGCAAAAUAAAACAAAAAAUACAAAAGAUAAUUACUAUGUACAAUGUGAUCAAUCGGAUGGAUAUACAAGAGAGGAAAUGUCACCCUGUAAAAUAUCUCAUUUUUGGAUCUUUAGAAAACACAAUUGAGGAGGUACUUAAUGCAGUAUGACAUCAAACUACUGACUAAAGAACCUUGUCUGUGUGAGAGGUCUCAGAAGGAUGUAUGACAACCAGACAAUGUUUAUUCCUCUAAAGCCAAUAAGAAUGCUUUUUCCUGUUUUUCACAUGAAACCAGUAGCUUACCAGAAUAAGCAUAAAGUAAAAUGGUAAAGCACUCCUUUGUUAACAGUGGGAGUUUGGAGAGUCUCUCCGUCUGUGAUUGCUUCUUAAACCUCAGCAGAAAUUUGCUGCUUCUGCCACUGCUGGAUUACAGUUUGUGUGUCUGUUUAUGAAUGUUCAAAUACAACAACAAAAUAUAACACUACAACCAAGGAAUUUUUGGCUAAAUCCUGAGCAUCCUUUCAAUGGAAUGGGGGUCAAAAUACCUUUUACAGGACUUUACCAAUUUAGAGUGGUGGGUGGAAAAGUAAAGGUGAAAUGUGUAUGCGAUGUUACUAUACGACAUAAAAGGGGUGGAUUGGAUUUAUUUUCCCAGAAUGAAUUAAUAAAUAAAAUAUAAAAAGUAUUUUAAAUAGGAUGAACUAUACUUGGAUGUCUUUGAAUUUCCUGGGGGGAAGAACAAAUAUUUACCAGUGAUGUGAUUGUUUAUAUUAUUUAAAAAAGAAGUUUAAUAUGAAAUUGAUGACGGGGAAUUUUACGUUUUGUGUGCAAUAUUUUGCUAUCUUAAAGGCCCAGAUUGUGUUGCCUGGUGUAAUGUUUUUGUUUGUAUACACCUGCUUUACUACAUUUGCCAACUAUGAAACCUUCUAGACCAGAGUAUAAUCUGACACAAAGGCCAACAAGAUUAGCAGUUUGUGAGCCAAUACCGUGAUAAUACCGUGUUUUUGUAAAUUUUCCAGUGUGUAAGAAUCUGUAUACAAUCUGACUUAUACAAACUAAAUUCCUAAAAGUUGGGACAGUAGGAAAAUACAAAUAGACCACAACAAUUUGCAAUUCAAGCAAGUCAAAAUGGUUAAGGUUUUAACAUUUCUUUUAGUAAAUACACAUUCAUUCUAAAUUGGAUGGCUGCCACACACUUUAAAAAGUAUGGAACAUGUGACUUGUUCACCACUGUGUUACAUCAACUUUGCUGUUAACAACAUUCUUUAAUUACAUAGGAACUGAACAUUCAAAUCCCCCCCCCCCCCCCCCCAUUUUUAUGAGAGACAGGUAUGGACUGCAAACUGGCCAGUCUAGCACCUGCACUCUCUAAUACAAAGCCACACUGUUGUAACAUGCAGAAUGGGGCAUGACACAUUCAGAAAGUUCCCUAAACAAGAUCUAGAGACCAGCGAAUGUUGCUCCAAAAUGUUCCAGCAUUAAAGGUGCCUUCAUAGAUAUGCAUGUUACCCAUGUCAUGUCGAACACACCCUCGUACCAUUAUAGCUACAGGCUUUUGAACUUUGCGUUAGGAACAGUGGUGUGGCUUUUUUGUCCUUAAACUGUUGGACUAUUCAAUUACAUUUGUUUUGCAAAAGUGGCAAAACUAGAACCAUUCUUGGUUGUACAUGUUGCAUUUUACCUACUGUUGCAGCUUUUUGUAAUUCAUUUUGUACUUUGAAGCACUGAAAACCGAAUACCAACUGGGUCUUGUGUUACUGAUCCAAAUGACUGUUGAAUCAAACGCCUAAUCAUUAAAAAUGGUUUUUGGGUGAGAGUGCCUUUGAUAUUGCAAUGCUUGAUUAAGCAUGGAAAAUCUAGCCCCAGAGAUAAAAGACUCAGGGCUGCAAUGUAAUAUUUAGUUUUAUCUUUUACUUUCCUACUUCAGUGAUGAGCACUGGAGGAAAUAACAAACGGAGCAGCAUCAUGUACAGGAGAUGGACUAUACACUGCAACCGGAAUCUGCAUCUGUGUUUGAUGGAGCGUUGUAGUUAUAAAAGAUUGAACCGUAAGGUAUUCCCUCUCUCAUUCACAUGUUUGACAACCAUUUGGAAAUAAAGAUAACUGAUUGUCCUCAUGUUCUGGUGUAACUGUGACAUUUCGGUAAAUAAAAGAUAGCAAUGUGUCACAAUGCAUUACA